AUGUCCAACACGUCACUGAAACAAGUUAUUGCAGACUAUUUGAUUCUCUCAUUACCGCAGUCUGCACAUGCACGGGAGUGGUUAGAGCAAUCUUUGAACAAUGGCAAACAGCCCUUAUUCAAUUUGAACGUCCCUGAUUUUCAAAGUGGAACAUUAGACUCGUUGGUUCAGGAGAGUGAAGAAUUGAGUAAGAUUGAUCAGCAAUUGGGUUCGUCUGUUUCGAAAGUUGUUGAGAUAUUGAACACAGUUAGCGAAUCUAAAAUUGUUUCUUCACGUACGAUUCAGUCAAGGUCUAUAUUCGAUUACGUUCAAAAUUUCCAUUGGAACACUUCCAAAUACCGUUUGGACAGACCUAUUAGUCAAUUGGUGAAAAUCAUAUCGAGUGAAGCAAUAACUCUAGAUAACGAUGUUCGUUCUAGUUACCAGAAUUACCAAACAGCAAAGUCGAAUUUCGUAGCUGCAGAUAGGAAAAGAAAUGGUGACUUAUCAAUUAAGUCGUUGCACGAAAUUGUUAAGCCAGAACAAUUUGUAUUGGACUCUGAAAACUUGGUGACAAUUUUGAUUGCAGUGCCUAACAAUCUAGUAUCUGAUUUCAAAAGUCACUAUGAGACAUUGACACAAUUUGUGAUACCAAGAUCUACAGAAUUAAUAGCCAAGGAUCUGGAAUUCUCCUUAUUCACAGUGACACUAUUCAAAAAAUUUCAACAAGAAUUUAUUAACAAUGCGCGCGAGCGCAAAUGGCAUCCACGUACAGAUUUCGUUUACAGCGAGGAAACACUUAAUAACUUGAGGAAAGAGUUUGAUAUCACAAAAGCAACCGAAUUGAAACUGAAGAGCGAGUUGAUAAGAUUAAGUAAAACAGCGUAUCUGGACAUUGUAGCAUGCUGGUUCCAUAUUAAAGUCAUUCGAGUUUAUGUUGAAGCUGUUUUAAGGUAUGGUUUACCUCCACAAUUUGACAAUUAUCUAAUCAAAUUCGAAGGGAACAAUUUGAAGAAUGUUGGCAAAGCUAAGAAAGAGUUGAUUGAGAAGUUUGGAUAUUUAGGUGGAGACGGUUAUUCUUCGAACAACUCAAACUUGCACGAGUAUGCAUCAUUGGUAGAUUCAGAUUACGAGCCUUUUGUUUUCGUAACUUCUUAUUUGAAAAACCCAAAUCUUUUCCAAACGAAACCAUUUGUUAAUAAUGAGUUUAUUGAUUCAAAAUCAACAAAAACCUUCAAAGUAGUCAACCCGGCUACUGAGGAGGUAAUUGCGGAAUUGCCCGAACAAACCCCUGAGGAAAUCGAAGAAGCAAUAAAGCUUACCCACGAAGCUUUUCAAUCAUUUAGAAAAAGCGAUCCCUAUGUCCGUGCUAAAAUGUUGCGUAAAUUGUAUGAUUUGAUGAUGGAAAAUUUGGAUGAUUUAGCUACUAUUAUUACAUUGGAGAAUGGUAAAUGUUUGACCGAUGCAAAAGGAGAGAUCAAAUAUGGUGCCAGUUACUUUGAAUGGUUUAGCGAAGAGGCCAAAAGAGUUUAUGGAAACACAAUACAACCUUCGAACCGAAAUAACAAAAUCAUCACUUACAAGCAGCCUGUUGGACCUGUGGGACUUUUGUGUCCAUUCAAUUUCCCCAGUGCCAUGGGAACAAGAAAAGCAGCUCCGGCAUGGGCGGUUGGAUGUACGUGUAUUUUGAAACCUGAUGGUCAAACGCCGCUUAGUUCGUUAGCUCUUGCUUAUUUAGCAAGAGAGGCCGGAUUUCCUCCAGGUGUGUUUAAUGUGGUAUUGGCAUCAGUCGAAUCUACACCAAUGGUUGGGCAAAAGAUUUGUGAAUCUCCAUUGAUCAAAAAAGUGAGUUUUACUGGAAGUACCGCUGUGGGGAAACUUUUAGUGAAGCAAAGUUCGCAGACUUUGAAAAAACUAUCAAUGGAAUUAGGUGGCAAUGCUCCUGUUGUAGUAUUUGACGAUGCAGAUUUGGAAUUGGCAAUUGAGCAAGCUGUAGCUUCAAAGUUUAGAUCCUUAGGCCAAACUUGUGUUUGUGCAAAUAGACUUUAUGUGCAAAAUGGUAUUUACAAGGAAUUUUGCGAAAAAUUCUCAGAAAAAGUCAGGCAGUUCAAAAUCGAUAAUGGGUUAGUUGAAGGUGUGACCCAUGGCUGUUUGAUUAAUACAAAAUCAAUCGAUAAAGUAGAGAGCCACGCUGCAGAUGCUAUAAAAAGAGGAGCCAAAGUCUUGGUGAAAGGUGGUAGAUUACCAGAUCUUGGUAAGAACUUUUACGCGCCCACUGUUUUGUGUGAUGUACCUCAGGAUUCAAAAGUGUUUCAUGAAGAAACAUUUGGUCCUUUAGCAGCAAUCACCAGUUUUUCAACUCGAGAUGAAGUUUUGAAGUUGUGUAAUGAUACACCAUUUGGGUUAGCUUCUUAUAUUUUUUCACAAGAUAUCAAUACUAUCUGGUACAUGUCUGAAUUUUUGGAAACCGGUAUGGUUAGUGUUAAUACCGGAAUAUUUACCGAUGCCGCAUUGCCUUUUGGUGGUAUAAAAGAGUCUGGAUUUGGUAGAGAAGGCUCUCUUUAUGGAAUGGAUGACUACACAGUGAUCAAGUCGAUUAACUUAGGAAAUGUAUAUAAGUAG
Lodderomyces oxycetoniae is the source of this 2601-nucleotide messenger RNA. It is a transcript of the gene VMA5, whose product is annotated as H(+)-transporting V1 sector ATPase subunit C. The transcript has 2 exons. Gene Ontology annotation, molecular function: proton-transporting ATPase activity, rotational mechanism; succinate-semialdehyde dehydrogenase (NAD+) activity. NCBI's taxonomy places the organism in Eukaryota, Fungi, Ascomycota, Pichiomycetes, Serinales, Debaryomycetaceae. The coding region runs from base 1 to 2601 and encodes 866 amino acids. Gene Ontology annotation, cellular component: cytoplasm; proton-transporting V-type ATPase, V1 domain. The record is from RefSeq and is a predicted model, not a curated record. Gene Ontology annotation, biological process: GABA catabolic process; proton transmembrane transport.